Messenger RNA from Penicillium bovifimosum, 1437 nucleotides. RefSeq names its product Zn(II)2Cys6 transcription factor. Gene Ontology annotation, biological process: regulation of DNA-templated transcription. Bases 1 to 1437 code for a protein of 478 amino acids. NCBI's taxonomy places the organism in Eukaryota, Fungi, Ascomycota, Eurotiomycetes, Eurotiales, Aspergillaceae. The record is from RefSeq and is a predicted model, not a curated record. Gene Ontology annotation, molecular function: DNA-binding transcription factor activity, RNA polymerase II-specific; zinc ion binding. The transcript is spliced from 4 exons.
AUGCGACAAACUCUCCGCAGGUCCUGUGCUGCCUGUGCCAAAUCAAAGUCCAGCUGCGAUCUCCGCACACCGCGCUGCUCCCGCUGCAUCAAGCGGCAAGUUGAGUGCACUUAUGCCAACGAACCCUUAACGGGGCCGGCAACUCACGGGCGGCAGAAUGGCGCAUCAACAGGCGCAUUGGAUGGAUCUGGCACUUUGACCAACUACAGAUUUGGGGCCCUUGAUCCUUUUGACUCGUACCCACAGACUAGACUACCUCGGGAGCAUGUUCAACGUUUGAUUUAUGGCUUCCUCCACAAGAUUGCCUUCCAGUACUACCCUCUUGAUCUGAACGCAACUUCAAACCCAUUUCUGAUCUCUUGGUGGCCACUUGCCCUAGGAGAUCCAGCACUGUUUCACGUCUCGCUCCAGACGGCCUGUCUUGAUGAAGAGUUGUUGGCACAGAAGGGCUUUCAGACAUCUGAACUUCUCAUGGCUGACUCUGUGGCUCUGGUACGGCGCAAGGUUGAGUCCACGUCACUAGCUGUGCAGGAUGGGACUUUGAACUCUGUCAUAACAUUAGCGACCAUUGAAUUUGGCAAAGGCAACUUAAAAGUUGGCGAAAUGCAUGUUGAAGGUCUAAAGAAAUUGGUCGACAUGAGAGGUGGCAUCAACGCUGUAAGGCAGACAAGCCCACUCACCGCCAGAAUGAUCAGUUGGGUAUCGAUGCUCAUAAUGGGCCACCCUCAAUUCAAGACCCAAGAUGACUUCGGCACUGGAGAUGGCAUACCCCCGAUCCCGGAAUGGCAACUGGACCCAACGGCGCUUAACGAUGAGUUAUUCGAUAUCGGCAGCAUUGGAGUUGACUACGUAGUCAAGAAUGUCUUCCUUCGUCUCCGACACGUCUUUCAACGAGCGCGCAACAUGCCCUUCCCAGCCACGCAACUUCAUGACCUUACCUGCUACGUCAUACACCGACUUCUACUUUCUGCCCCAGAUACCACAUUACCACAAUUAUCACCGAUGACAGAAUGCAUUCGCUAUGGAAUCAUACUCUACAUGUUCAUCGUCCAGGGGCCAACAUAUUACUCGCAUGCCGUCCUACUGAAUACCAUUGUCAUGCGCUUUAUGGAGCAACUUCAACAUCUUGCAUCAACGGCUCGUGUCUAUGAUUCCCUCGAUGUCUGGUUUUCCAUCGUCGGGAUGGUAGCUUCGGUUGGCACGGUUCACCACCAGUGGUUCAUCGUGAAAGCCCAAGAAAUAGCUAUUUCUCUACAACUGGCUGACUUUGAUGAAAUCCUUACCCGCAUCCAGUCCGUCUUGUGGUUGGAAAAAGCCCAGGUUGAAGACGUCUUUCGAGCUCAAUGGGAAGCUGCCAUCAAUGCCACGGAUCAACAGGUACCAUCAGACCUCACGAUGUUUUCCUUGCCAUACAACGAUAGCGAGAAGUUCAUAUGA